Molecule: messenger RNA, 783 nt
Organism: Rubroshorea leprosula
Lineage: Eukaryota; Viridiplantae; Streptophyta; Magnoliopsida; Malvales; Dipterocarpaceae
Source: the annotation of a GenBank genome assembly
AUUAGGAGUUUAGUUUUUCAAGAAAAUAUUUUAACACGGAUAGCUGUGCUCUACCCUGUUCCUAAAACAGUUUCUUUGAUCCAAAUGUAAGUCAUUUGAAUUCUUAGAUUUCUUACAGAAGAUUCAAUUAUGUAUGAUGCCUUCAGUAUUGGUUUUAUUACCACAGACGACUUCACAAAUGCUGAUACUCUAGAAGCAACCAAUCCAGCUGUGGCAAAAAGGUUAAAUGAUGAUUGGUUCAGUGAUCUUGCAAUUCCGAUUGUCACUGGUUUCCUGAGCUGGAGAUCUUCUGCAAUUACUACAUUAGGUAGGGGUGGCAGUGAUUUGACAGCGACAACCAUUGGGAAAGCGUUGGGCUUGCAAGAGAUUCAAGUAUGGAAGGAUGUUGACGGUGUCUUGACCUGUGAUCCUAAUAUAAACCCUCGUGCAGAACCUGUCCCCUAUUUGACGUUUAAAGAAGGAGCUGAACUUGCUUACUGUGGUGCUAAGGUCCUGCAUCCACUAUCCAUGAGACCAGUUAUGUAGGGUGAUAUUCCCGUCAAGGUUAAGAAUUCUUACAACCCUACUGCACCGAGAACUCUUAUCACAAGAGAUAGAGAUAUGAGUAAGCACUCGCCUGCUUGGUCUGUAUGGCUUCCUUGCAAAGUUCAGAAAGGGUGUAUUCUAGUUCCACACUUUGAAAUUGGGGCUAUUUUUAGUCUUUUUUGGUCCAUCUACUUUGAAAUUUCCAUCAUGUGCCAUAUAAGUAAAACAUAAUGAAUGGACUAAAAAGAGGACAAAUUU